Messenger RNA from Paramisgurnus dabryanus, 2580 nucleotides. The record is from RefSeq and is a predicted model, not a curated record. NCBI's taxonomy places the organism in Eukaryota, Metazoa, Chordata, Actinopteri, Cypriniformes, Cobitidae.
AUGACUCAAACUUUAUAUUUCAGCGUUCUUCUCAUCGCGCUCUGUUCAUUAUCUGAAUGCAUUCAGCGCCGCUAUCACCACAUAAACAUGAAUAAGACCUGGACUGAAGCUCAGAGAUACUGCAGAGAAAACUACACAGAUCUGGCCACAGUCAACAACAUGAACGACAUGAAUCAACUGAUGAAGAGUGUGGAUAACAGUCUGACUAGACUUGUCUGGAUUGGACUGAAUAGAUCAAGUGUUUAUAAAUGGAAGUGGUCUCUGGGUGAUCCUGUGAAAUAUACAAACUGGUAUAGAGACUUAAUGGAUAUGUUCAUUAGAGAAUCUGAGGAAAGAUUGAAUAAGCAGUAUUUUAAAAUAAUGCCUUAUAGUGACUCUUCUUCUUUUUCCUCCUGUGAUGUAUGUGACCUGAGUGGACCUGGCAAUGUGGGUCGCACUUCCAGUCUCCUGUACACCCAAACCCUCUCCGAAAACAAUCAAUUACCUCCGAAGCCGGCAUCACCCCCAUACGAUGAACAGCAAAAUGGAGCAGUCGGAGGAGCCCCGUGCUGCCAACUACACCGAUACCCCCUGCCGAUCUCUAUGUCAACACUGUGGCUGCACGGGACUCCUACGUGCAAACAACAAGAUGGAGAGACUGUGAGUAAUUUCCUGGCAAGAUUAGAAAAAGACUUUGAGAGACAUUCUGGCAUAACUGCAAAAAUGCCCAAUAAUGAACCCCACCCAGCGUACAGUAUGCACUUGCCAAUGUACUUCAUGAGAAAUCUAGAUAUUGAACUGUCUGAACCUAUCAAAGCUACCCUGGACGGGGGGAAAACGGCCACAUUGGAGGAAGUGGUGAGACAUGCGGAACACCACGAGAAGAGACUUAAACAAGAACGCCUCAAAAAGAACAGGGAGGCACAAGAUAUGAAUUUCACCAUGAUGCAAUGCACCCUUAACGAUCGACAACAACAGGAUCGUAACUCCGGUUUUCCAACACUUAACCCGCAGGGGAGAGGCGGCCACAGAGGAAGGGGCAGGGAUUUUAUGUCACCAGAAGAUUUGCACUGCACAGCUCAUGUCACCUGGGAAAUCAAAGCAGAUUACCAAGCGGCGUGGGCACAGCAGUCUGGUGAUCAGUUGACCACAAAUUGGUUGUACUGGAAUGGGGCCUGGGCUGCAUUGAGUGUGAUGCUUCCUAAAUGUGCUUCUAUGUUGUAUGAUGUUGCAAAUGCUGGUCCUUACAUAUCACUGGCCAAAGCUACUGAUAUGAAAGGGAGUAUGUGUGCGGAGAACCGCAUACCAGAGCUAUUCUCUGCGAAAGCGCAGGGAAUAGCAGCGCAGCGACAGUUGGCAGCACACAUGGGGUGGAUCGGUCCACGAUGCCACUCCAUCAGUGGGCCACAGAUAAGUAUAAUGUGGAUCCUACGUAUUAGUAUUAUUUUUCCACGACAAGACUCAAAUGGUCCAGAUGAUUGUGUUUAUAUGAGAGAUGGAUCAUGGCGUCAUCAGGACUGUAAUACGAACAUGAGAUUCAUCUGCUAUAAUGAGAGCAGUAAAGGAUUCAUCAUUGAUGGUUCUUCAGUAUCAUGGAGAGACGCUCAGAUCUUCUGCAGACAGCAUCAUACUGAUCUGACCAGUGUGAGGAAUCAGACUGAGAAUCAACAGAUUCAGAAGAUCAUGAAUGACAAACACAUAUCUGAAGUCUGGAUUGGUCUGUUCAGUGACUCAUGGGAGUGGUCAGAUGAGAGCAAAUCUGGAUUCAGAUACUGGAGGUCUGAUCAACCUGAUAAUCGUGGUGGUUCUGAAGAUUGUACAGCAGUCAGUGUGACAGAGCAGGCUCAAUGGCAUGAUGCGCCUUGCAGUUUCUCUCAGACCUUUGUGUGUCAUGAAGAUAAUCUGAUAUUGAUCCAGAUGAAUCUGAGCUGGUCUGAAGCUCUGAGAUACUGCAGAGAGAAUCAUGUGGAUCUGGUUUCAGUUGAUUCAGAGGAGAUUCAGUUCAUGGUGACUAAAGUGAUUCAUCAGUCCUCUACUGAAGCCGUGUGGAUGGGGUUACACUAUUACUGCCAAAUGAACCUCUGGAUCUGGAUACGAGGAGAGGCCGUGUGCUAUCAGAAUUGGGCCCCAGGGAACGGAACAAAACUGAUGAACUGCAACACUGAACACAGAGCUGGAGCAGUUCAGUCUGGAGAAGAUCAUCUCUGGAUCAGCCUUCCUCAAUCUCAACAACUCAACUUCAUCUGCAGCAGAUAUUAACUCUUUCCCCGCCAUUGACGAGAUAUCUCGUCAAUUAAGAAUAAACUUCCUUUUUGUUCUUUUUUCAUUUUCUGGUUUUCAUUUAGUUUUGUUCUUUAGCAGUAGGGUUCAUUUAUAAACACAUAACAGAUUAAAUACAACAUUAUGCCUUAGUUUAGAAUCAUUUCAGGUAUACAAAAAAGGUUUCUAUGUUAAUCUCGUGACACAAUUUCUUUUCUUAUGUUUCUUUAAUAACUGUUGAAUUAUAUGAAAUGAAUGUGUUAGUUAUAUUUUGGGAGUGGGUUAAAGUUCAUGAUAUUUACUCAUCAGAUGUCACUUCUGUUCUGUUUCAUGUGUGAUUUA